Messenger RNA from Phyllopteryx taeniolatus (common seadragon), 2103 nucleotides. RefSeq names its product chromosome 1 C7orf57 homolog (gene c1h7orf57). Lineage: Eukaryota; Metazoa; Chordata; Actinopteri; Syngnathiformes; Syngnathidae. The record is from RefSeq and is a predicted model, not a curated record. The coding region runs from base 142 to 798 and encodes 218 amino acids. The transcript has 8 exons.
ACCCACAAAGCGUCUGCCUGAAUAGACGAUCUUUGACUUGGAACGGAAGUGGGCCGCUGUAGUGACAGGAAGUGGCUUCUGCCGAUACUUGUUCGUCCCUUUUAUUUGCAGAAUAACAAGCAGCAGACGAUUUAUUUCACUAUGAGUGCUGUUGUACCCAACCAUCGAAGGACCAAGCCUGGUGGAAUAAAGCCAGGAGCGGCGGCCAGUGGUGUGACGGGACCAACCUCUCAGAUCCCUGGUCUGUCCCAGACUGCUGCCGAAAGCACACCUGUCGAGAGGAUCAGUGGACGGCGGGUUGGCAUCUUUGAAUCCGAUUCGGACUAUGUUAAGCUUGCAAAGCAAGGGGGGCAUAAAGGGCUUUUGAGCCAUGACGCUGAUGUGGAUGACAAACCGAAGAUGGCCUACAAUCCCAACAACUGGUUUGCAGGUGACGACUCAAACGGCGGCAGCAAAGCAACGUCUCCCAACAGCCAGGCGAAGGGCGGCAAGCAGCUGCUUGCACCAUUUGGCACUGAUAACAGUUCAUCCUGGGAAAGGGAGACUGAUAUAUUUACUCAUGAUAAAGAUAAGAUGUCUCCUGAUGAUGCUGCCACUCAGGUGGAGGGGCUGCCUGUGAGCAACAACUACAAGAGAACGUCUCACAAUAAGAAAGUGGUCCCUGUCAGCAUGUCCAAGCUGCUGAGUCACGGCUAUGUGGAAGACAAAAAGAAGUCUCCCAAUGAUGACGAUGCCUCAAGUGUGACCUCAGAGCAAACUAGCACCGUUGCGACUGAAGAUGUGGACGACCUGGAGUAGUGCCACAAUUUGCCGUUCUCACAUUCACUCACUCUUCUUGCACAUCCACUGACUGUACUCGUUUAUGCAGAGGGAUGAGCCCUUCCAUUGAUUUGCUUUGGUUUGGAUAAAGCAUUUAAUUGAGUAGAUGUGACGCUGUUGUUUUGUUUUUGUAACGCAAUUGCUCGAUUUUACUGGUAACUUGCAAGCCAUGUGGAAAACUAUCUGGUUCUCAUCUAACAUGUUUCCACCUUUAAGCAUGCUUUUGAGCUGCUCAGUUUGCCGGCCUUACUGUGUGAAGAUCGAGCAAGUCGGUUCUUAUAGUGUUUGUGCUAAUUUAUUUAAGUUCAAGUGAAGUAAAAUAAAAUCUGUGUUUGAGCUGCUGGUGCGAGCUGACCGCAAAGUCGCUCUUACGAAGUGAUGGUUAGUCUUUGUUCAAUACUGUAUUCCCCCGAUGUCUCAUGUUCUAUCUGUAAGCAGAAUAAAAAUGAGUCAAAUUGCAGUUGUAGAUAUGCCUGUGCCAAAGAUUUAACGGCAGCCUGGUGUUACUUAUUAAUUGUAAUAACCAACCACUGAUGAGACAUUCUUGGGGAUAUUUUGCAGACAAACAAGCUAAACAUGCAUUGAACAUCCCUGUAAGCGCAGUUGAAACUUGAAAGUGUCUUUUGAAUGUACUAAUCAAGCAGAUGGACCCUGCUCAUGCAGUGUUUGGAUUUCAUAACAAACCUUCCAUCCAACCACAUGCUUCCUCAGCGGAUGAGAGUAAAUCUGGAAAGAGGCCACUUAGUCAUAAUGCAAGUAUACUUAGACUAUCCCAAAACAUUCCUAGAUUUCUGUCUUUUCUCUUCUUGAGUCACAUUGACUGCUUUUAAUUUUCUUCAAGCGUCAAAUGUAUAAACCUGACAGUGAUGAGAACAUCCAAAUUCUGCCAGGACCCUCAAUGUUCAAAUAGAAAAAAAAAAAGAAGCCUUUUUUGAAGACAGAAAGGAACACAACUGUCAUGUUAUUAAAAAGUGCGUCUGUAUGAUGUUGUGAUGCCACGGGUUUCAGCCAUACAAGAAUGGUGACGUUUGGCCACUUCUGAUAAUCUCCUUUGAAGCACAGUUCUACUUUUAUUUACUGUUCAUGUAUAUCGCCAGUUGAACUCUAAGAAGUUGGUGCUUUAGGACCAAUUUGUCUAUCAGUGGAUUUUGGUCUGCUCACACUUGUUAAAGGAAAAGGAAGAAGACAGUGUUUAAAUGGCACACACAUUCCUGGAGGGAUACAACAUAGUGUGAUACCCUGCACACACACAUUUCAUUUCAAUAAAUGGGCAUGUGCAUGUAC